UAUGAUUAUAACGAUUUGAAAGGAAUUUCUGAUGCGUCUGUUUAUACACUCUUGGUUAUUUCCAUUGGUGUUCGCAUACUGUUUACAAUUCAAUUAAUUUAAGCAUUUAUAAUCAUCAAUAUACGUCUCCCUGUGUUAGAGUUGCUUAUUGAUGUUACUUGUAGACUUAUGUUAAUGCGGUAAUAUAAUCAUUUAGUAGUCAUUAUAGCAUAUCAAUUUCAUCCUAUUUCAAACGAAAUAAUAACCAUAAUAAUUAUCAUUAACAUUGAUAUGAAGCUGUCAUCAAUCCUAUGCCAUCGUAUCAUCUUGUUGCUAUACCUUCGUCUCCAAUAUUAUCUAGUAUAUUUGUAAAUGGCAUCACAGUUCAUUGACCUGUUCCUUCUUUCUUUCUUUCCCUUUUUCAGACAAUGGCGUCGUGAUGAUCUGAUGACUCACGAGUUGAAUGAAGAGCAGAAUACUAAUGCGAGCCGUCCCCAGAGACUGACUGCUAAGUGGGUGGUCGGCAGAGGCCUUUAAAGAUGGCGCUCUUCGUUCCUCACGGGAGAGAACAUGAGCUUCUGUCACCUGGAAUCCUUCGGGCACCGACACCCAAGACUUGUAUCAACAACAGAUAUAAGAGGCCCUUGUUGGCUGGCCGAAUUUGAGACGGAAUAGGAGGAGGACCGGGUGCCAGAGACGACCAGAAGGUGAAGGGCAUCUGGCUUCAUUCGUUUUAACGAGAAUGAUGCUCAAUACGGACGGGUGGGUGGGGAUCAUUUUGUUAAGCAACAUUAACUUUAUCGUUCUUUACUUUUUGCCAUUCUAUAUUUGUUUUAUAACCGGUUCUGGAUAUUAAGAAAAUAAUUGAAUCCUGAGGCAUUUUUAUGCAUCAAAGGAAAAAAAAAGCUUUGAAAUUAAUAUGGGUUACCAAGUAACUUACUCCAUGGGAGAAGGUAGCGCAGCAUAAUAGUUUGCAGUUUUGUAAAUUCGUUUUUAAAUAAAAAAAAAGCACUGCAGUGUGAUCUAGAUAAAAACCUUAUUAACUCCCGUACAACUUCAAUAUAAUUUCAAUUGGGAAUACGCACAAUUCCCAUUACAUUAAGAGAGGAUACUUUAAAUAGUUCAAAAGGCUCGCAUGUUUUGACUAUGAAUCCAUUUUUCUUGAAAGGCGUGAAGCAGGCAGAGGGAGGUAUAGUAAUUUUCAUUGCAGAAUUUAUCAUUUCCAUACGAAAUUGGGAUUCCUGCAAUAAAUCCAACAGGGUCAAUAAUAACUGGCGAUGUAGUCUAGUACUACGUAGUUUGGUGUACUGCCACCAGGGUGGCGCUGCAGAGUCUUGUAUACAGUCCUUGACUCCUUGAGUCCUUGUACUUGUAGCCAUCUUCGAACACCGGAUAGCAAGGUAGUUAAAUGGCCUACUUUGUCCUGCUAUUUUUUUGCAUUAUGUGUCUUCAGUGAUAAGUUGUGCAGCUUAUAUAGGAACAUGAAUUCUCCAGGAGGAAAUGGAAGAACAUCUCACAGGCCACCGACCUACGUUGAUUGAACCAUGCAUGAUAAAAGUCGGCUGCCAUCUUCAGGAUUUGACCGCAGUCAGAAGGAUGGAUACAAGAAAUAAUAGCAAGCUAAGUGAUGGAUACGACCGCCUUAGCCGGGGAUUACCCACAUUACUGCCUGACGAUUUCAGCAGCACCUCAGAAUUGUCUGAAAUUCAUCCGGGGACACGCCUCCAGAUUAUGAACGGCGUCAUUCCUUACGUGCCGUGCCAGAUACGUGAAUACAGCAGUGACGAUCUCAGAAGAUGCUGUGUCUCAAGGAAACACUCGGGAUCCAGUACCUGGGUCGCGUUCGUAGGGGAUUCCUCCAUGAGACUGAAAGUACACGAGUUCCUCAGUGUGCUGCCCACUGGACUGAACUACACCUACUUCCUCGGAGACAAGGCGGUAACGAGAGAAUCAUUUGUUGAAGCCUUAGUCCUACAUAAAUACCGACCAUCUACGUUCGAUGUGAUUGGCUGGAAUCCUCUGGCGGGGGAGACGGCGCAUUCCAGGCGCCUCAAUGCAAGUAUGCCAAAGAAUCCUACAGUGCAAGGAGAAGAAGAAGAAGAGAGAAUAGGCGCCGUCGAGUACUCUGACGCGGACAUUUCCGAAGACCAGGCGCCCCACGGAACGUACCAAUUCCGUUUGAGUCUCGUCUGGGCCCCGGAUGGGUCAGAAAGGGCACAUUAUUACAGAAGGGGAAAUAAAGUCAGGAAGAUCCUGGAAUGGACUGAUGCCGAACCUGUUCCAGAUAUAGUUGUCGUAGGUUAUGGUAAGUGGCCUUUGCUUCUCCGGGAGUAUGAAGACGAGCUAGUCCCCUUCACGGAACUCGACCAUUUCAGUCGACCACUUGUGGACGUGGUGCGAAAACUCUCCGCCAAAACUCUCGUCCUGCUCUGGUCUCAAAGUAGGUACCGCUGGUUCAACUUCGAGUCCAAAAAAUACUCUCCAGGGAAAGAUGGUCUGAAAGAUUACUGGACUACGAUCCUGCAUGUCAACCAGUUUUCUCACGCCAUGCCGCUGAUAGACGCAUGGCUCUGGACCAUAUUCAGGGGAGCGGGAGUGUGGCGGUGGGAUUCUACGCUUCCCUUCAACUUGGCCAACCUCAGGGAAUGCAAAGUUUUGAACGACCUCGGGUUCGACAAUAGUAGCAUUUACCACGGUCGCUGGUGGGCGUGUACUGACAUCCAUCACUCAGCCUACGAAACUUCCCACAUUGAGAUACAGAUGAUGCUGAAUUACCUUUGCAAUUCGUUUAUUGAUCCAGGUAAAGGGUAUUGCUGCUCAGAAUAAGAGAUUAUGUCCUAAUCCCACGUCGCAUCCUUUCUCUGACAGCAUUGUUGUAAUGAGGAGAUACACAGUGAUUUAUUCAGUUUCAGAGAAAAUGGGCAAACUUGACCAUCCAGACGUCAUCCCAAAACUUCAAAAAGUAUUUGUGUUUUACUGGGAACCUGUUUAAGUAUCAUCAUUAUUAUCAUAACACCAUUUCCUGUUGUUACCAUUUAUUCCUGUUGUUGUAGUUGUCUCAUAAAACAUGAAAUCAAUUUAAUAUUUUCCGUAUGUGUCAGCUCGCUUACUGAGAUCUUUGAGCUGACAAACUAAUAAAGCUGUUAUAAAUCAACUCAUUUACUCAUAUUUUACUUAUAUUUUGUCGUCGAUUUUUUUCCAGUUUAGAUCAAAAUUUGAUCAAUUGAUGAUGGAAUAGUUACGUUCUGCAUUUUCCGUUAUGGUUGCCGGUUAACAAUUAAGACCUUGCCAUAAUUAUUCAUAAUGAACACUCAUGGAGCAAUAAAAAAAAAUAGUUACAAGAAUUUUAUGCAUUUUUUAAACUGAAGGAAUAUGUGCCACAUCCGCAAACAAAUUUUAGCUUUGUAACAGAAAAAGAAAGUAUUACUUUUAAAAUUUGAUGGUGCUUGUUUCACUGUGGAUUCGCUUACUAUUUUGUAUUGUUAUUAAAAAUUGAGAGAGACUUCACCGAAAAGUAGAAGAUUCGUAAUCAAAUUAAAAACAAAACAAGAAUCACCCUUUCUGUUACUAAAAUAAAUCU
Molecule: messenger RNA, 3559 nt
Organism: Macrobrachium nipponense
Lineage: Eukaryota; Metazoa; Arthropoda; Malacostraca; Decapoda; Palaemonidae
Exons: 9
Coding region: 1480-2805 (441 amino acids)
Source: RefSeq, a predicted model, not a curated record